This is a messenger RNA of Cynoglossus semilaevis (tongue sole), 609 nucleotides long. RefSeq names its product gamma-crystallin M3-like. The record is from RefSeq and is a predicted model, not a curated record. Gene Ontology annotation, molecular function: structural constituent of eye lens. The transcript has 3 exons. Gene Ontology annotation, biological process: lens development in camera-type eye; visual perception. The coding region runs from base 1 to 609 and encodes 202 amino acids. Lineage: Eukaryota; Metazoa; Chordata; Actinopteri; Pleuronectiformes; Cynoglossidae.
AUGUUCUCCAGAAGCCGGCUGUCACUCAGAUUCCGGUGGAGUCUUUCCCUGAGCUUCUCUCUGGCCAACACGAUCAUCUUCUACGAGGACAGGAACUUCCAGGGCCGUUCCUACGAGUGCAUGAGUGACUGCCCUGACAUGUCCUCCUACCUGAACAGGUGCCACUCCUGCAGGGUGGAGAGAGGCUGCUUCGUGUUCUAUGACCGCACCAACUACAUGGGCAACCAGUACUUCAUGAGGAGGGGAGAGUACACUGACUACAUGAGCAUGAUGGGCAUGAGCGACUGCAUCAGGCCGAAAUGUAACCCACCUUUAUCUCCUGCCCCGCAGUACAGAGGAAACUACAGAAUGAGGAUUUACGAGAGGGAGAACUUCGGAGGCCAGAUGACUCAGCUGAUGGACGACUGUGACAACAUCAUGGACUGUUUCUGCAUGUCCAACUGCAUGUCCUGCAACGUGAUGGAUGGACACUGGCUGAUGUACGAACAGCCCCACUACAGAGGCAGGAUGAUGUACUUCAGGCCUGGAGAGUACAGGAACUUCAUGAACUAUGGCAUGAGCGACAUGAGGUUCAUGAGCAUGAGGCACAUCACUGACUCCUGCUAUUAG